CCGCGUCCAUCGAAAAGACGACGUCUAAGCAACGACGCCUCCACGAAUGCACCUCGCGAAAAGGUCUCAAGUCAAUCGAGUGAUGAUGAACUGGAAGAGUUCGACAAUGGAGAUUCCGAUGGUAGUUUGCCAUUGCCACGACGGCACCAACAUUCGGGAGACGACGAAAGCGACGACGGAUACCACUCCAAAUACAAGAUAUUCGUUCCAAAGAUAUCAAGAUUGCAAGAGAACACAUUCGUUUCGCAACUAACACAACCUCACUCCAGUCCAUCCCGAAUUCGCGGCCCUCGCUGGAAAAAGCCGGACGAGAAGGUUCAGCAAACUGUGACGCCGGAAACCAGUGUUGAUCAUGCUCGAGACGGAGACAAGAACAUCGGAGAGAAUGACGACGAUCUACAGGCUGCCAUAGCAGCAUCGUUAGAAUCUUUUGCGGAGGAAGGCAAUAUGGAGGAGGGCAUAAGGGUGGAUCCCCAGAAUACGACAAAUACAGCCCAACCUGCCCCGGCUCAGAAGGAAGAGGCAGGAUUCGAUCUGGACGAUAUCCCUGACGAUGCAUUUGACUCGUCUCCAUGCUUGUCGCCCAAGAGAGGGCCUGACACAUCUGCCCCCGUGUCUCAUGCUCAGAAUAGAGGCCUGCAAACACAACGUGCAAAUCUUCGCCAGACGACAUUGUUUCAUCUAGCUACAAGGGACCCUUCACAACCAGUCCGUAGCUGGUCGCCUCCUCCUAGAGAUGAACCACCAACCCAUCACGAUUUAGACACUGAAGCAAUGCGGACUUGGGUGUACCCUACGAACCUAGGCAGGAUUCGAGACUAUCAAUUCAACAUCACUCAAAAAGGUCUAUUCUACAACCUUCUGGUUGCACUGCCAACAGGAUUAGGAAAGACAUUCAUUGCUGCCACGAUUAUGUUGAACUGGUUUCGUUGGACGAAAAAAGCCCAGAUUGUUUUUGUCGCGCCCACGAAACCACUGGUGACACAGCAGGUAACGGCCUGUCUAGGGAUUGCAGGAAUUCCUCACUCUCAAACGACGCUAUUAACCGGAAAUGUACCGCCGGGUAUCAGAGCCGAAGAAUGGCAAACAAAACGCAUUUUCUUUAUGACCCCCCAGACUCUGAUAAAUGAUCUCAAGACUGGAAUCGCUGACCCAAAACGUAUUGUUUUACUUGUGGUUGAUGAGGCUCAUCGGGCGACAGGUGGAUACGCUUACGUCGAGGUGGUGAAAUUCCUGCGACGCUUCAACCAGAGCUUCCGAGUGCUGGCCUUGACAGCCACUCCUGGUUCCACAGUCGAGGCAGUCCAAACUGUUAUUGAUGGUUUGGAGAUAGCGAGAGUAGAAAUUCGUACAGAACAAUCUCUGGACAUUAGAGAAUACGUUCACGCUCGUAAUGUUGACGUUCAGACUUUUACUAACACUGAGGAGAUGCAUCUUUGUAUGGAUCUUCUCUCGAAGGCAUUACAGUCGAGCGUGGAUCAACUUCGCUCUCUAAACGCCUACUGGGGCCGUGAUCCAAUGGCCCUUACUGCAUAUGGUCUCACCAAAGCACGGCAGCAGUGGAUGACUUCUGAAGUGGGAAGAAACGCACACUUCGGUUUAAAAGGGAAAGUCAACGCUCUUUUUACUGUUUUGGCUAGCCUAGCCCAUUCUAUCGAUCUACUAAAAUAUCAUGGCAUUGUCCCCUUCUACAAACACCUAAUAUCCUUCAGGUCUAAUACCGAAGGUCAGAAGGGCGGUAAAUACCAGCGUGCAAUCGCACAGGAUGAUCACUUCAAAAAGCUCAUGAAUCACAUUGAACCGUGGAGUAGAGAUCCUGAAUUUAUCGGUCAUCCAAAGCUGGAAUAUUUGAGAGAGGUUGUUCUCAAUCAUUUCAUGGAUGCUGGAGAGGGUACUGAUCAAGCAACAACCUCAAACACAAGAAUCAUGAUCUUUGCGCAUUUCAGAGACAGUGCCGAGGAAAUCACGAGAGUACUGAAGAGACACGAGCCAAUAAUACGACCGCACGUUUUCGUUGGACAAGCCAGUGCUAAAGGUUCAGAGGGCAUGGACCAGAAGACACAGUUAAGUGUUGUUGAGAAAUUCAAGAGUGGCACGUACAACACCAUUGUUGCGACAUCAAUCGGUGAGGAAGGCUUAGAUAUCGGAGAAGUCGACCUCAUUGUGUGCUAUGAUUCUUCUGCGAGUCCAAUUCGGAUGCUCCAACGUAUGGGUCGUACCGGCCGAAAGCGCGCUGGUAAUAUUGUUUUAUUGUUGAUGCAAGGAAAAGAAGAAGAAUCGUACAGCAAAGCCAAAGAUAACUACGAAAAGAUGCAAGAACUCAUUGCCAGUGGGACUCGUUUCGCGUUUCACGAGGAGACAUCAACACGUAUUCUCCCCAAACAUGUGAAACCCAUUGUUGAUAAACGAGAAGUCGAUAUUCCUCCUGAAAACUCACAGCAAGAGCUGCCGGAGCCAAAGAAAAAAGGCCGGGCUCCCAAACGACCCCCGAAAAAGUUUCAUAUGCCGGACGACGUUGAGACUGGUUUCAGGAAGGCUUCUCGCAUUGGGGACAGCGGGAAUGCUGAUAUACUCACCAUGGUCGCGAAAAAGACGAAAAGGCCAGCAUCCACUCCACCUCCGCAAACUGUCGAGGUUCCGUCUACCCAUGAAGUGCUACUUACACCCAAAGAAGAGAGGGAAUUGGAAAUCAGAUACCGUAAUGUGGGAGGUACCACGCCUCAGUUUAUCCGUCGACCUCGGAAUGAUGCUUUCCCUCAGCUUCAGCGAACCCUGCGACCUACCAAACUGGUUGGCCAUGGAUCCUUGACACGACGAAUGGUGACUGCUUUAGACAAAAUAAAUACAACGCACCCGAAUUGUGAAGAUCGAUAUAGUUCUGUUUUGGAAAGGAUCCGACAGAAUGCUUCUGCAGUA
Molecule: messenger RNA, 2916 nt
Organism: Talaromyces proteolyticus
Lineage: Eukaryota; Fungi; Ascomycota; Eurotiomycetes; Eurotiales; Trichocomaceae
Product: P-loop containing nucleoside triphosphate hydrolase protein
Exons: 1
Biological process (GO): interstrand cross-link repair; replication fork reversal; double-strand break repair via synthesis-dependent strand annealing
Molecular function (GO): hydrolase activity; ATP binding; four-way junction DNA binding
Source: RefSeq, a predicted model, not a curated record